Plasmodium vivax (malaria parasite P. vivax) is the source of this 3894-nucleotide messenger RNA. RefSeq names its product DNA replication licensing factor MCM8, putative. The transcript is spliced from 2 exons. Gene Ontology annotation, biological process: DNA replication. The record is from RefSeq and is a predicted model, not a curated record. The coding region runs from base 1 to 3894 and encodes 1297 amino acids. Gene Ontology annotation, molecular function: single-stranded DNA helicase activity; ATP binding; single-stranded DNA binding. Gene Ontology annotation, cellular component: nucleus; MCM complex. Lineage: Eukaryota; Apicomplexa; Aconoidasida; Haemosporida; Plasmodiidae.
AUGGACACCCUGGUGCACCUUUACUUUAACCAGUCGGAGCUGAAUGACGACGUCAAGACGCUGAUCCUAAGCUGGGUGACCUUCUUCAAGAACAACUGGAGCAGCCUGUUUAACGUUGACAAAGAAAUCGUCCUCAACUUGGAGUUUUUCCUGGACAAUAAAAAAUUGAUAAAUAGAAAUGCCCCUCCGAAUAAUGAAGUGUAUUUACACGAGCUGAAGAAGAACCCAGAAAUUGUUCUGAAGUUUAUGAAGUUGGCGCUGCACCUCCUGCUGUGUAAGAUGCUGGACAUUGAGGCGGUGAGCACGGAGGAGGUGCCCGUGGGGGUGAGUGAGGGCAUCCGGUUCGAGCCCCUGGGGAGGGACGAUCUGCACAUCGCGAGCAAAGAGAGCAAGAACAGCGGCGAUAGCAACGAUAGCAGUGGUAGCAGCGAUAGCAGCGGGGGGCACAGCAGCGACAGUGCGAGCCGCGUCCGGAGGGGCAGGCGCGUAGUUGGCACACAGAUAAGCGGCGUUGGAAGCCAUCUCGGGGGCGGCCAUCUCGGGGGCGGACUUCUCAGCGGUGGAAGCCACCUCGGAAGGGGCGGCUAUUUCAUCGGCGGGGGCCACCUGGGCAUCCGGUCCGCGGCGAUGCGGAGCGCCGCGGCCUCCCCGAGGAGCCCCUUCAUCAGGCGAGACGAAAUCAGCGACUUCGAAAACGACGACCCGUUAAUUAGCGAGCUCAAGUGCUACCGCUACAAAGAGUCCGAAUUCUUCAAGGCCUAUUUCCUAACCAACAGAAUUACCAUCUACAUAUACAAUUGGAACAAGCUAAAUAAAUUUGAGAAUUUAAAAAGUGAAAAGGUGAAUCAGUUGAUAUGUCUCCGAGGAAGCGUCCUUAGAGUAUCCCCCAUCCAGUUGCUAAUCACCAAGUUGGAUUUCAUUUGCGAAAAAUGCAAAGGCAUCAUCCAGGUGGAAUUUACAGAUGGGAAAUUUGACACUCCCAAAAAAUGCCCUAACCCUAAUUGUGACAGUAGGAACUUCCACCCAAUUAGGGAAUCAGCCAAAUCGAUAGAAUACCAAAAGAUUAUCCUCAAGGAAAAUAAAAAGAUCUUAAGUAGCAUGAAUGAAAUGGGAGACUCCAAUGUAAAGAAUCUAACAGUCACAUUGGAGGUCUCCAAAUUUUUUAUAAAUUCUUGUGUGCCAGGGAACUACGUAGAAGUCGUAGGAAUUCUGAAAGUCAUCUCAUAUAAUAACAACUACCUCAUUAAUGGGAAAAAUUCUAUUUAUAAUAUGUAUGUUGAUUGCCUUUCUAUUUUCCCCUUAUCGUCCAAGAAGUACCUCAAUAACAGCUCCUUCAACUUCGAGAAGGUGAAGGAGACAAAAAACAGACUCUACAGCUCCCUCCUCUGGGAGUCCUACUUUGAUAAAAUUGAGAAGAAGAGGCUCCUCUACUGCGGCGAGGAGAAGGCGCCAAGUGGGGAUAUCCGCCACGGGGAGGAGGCGGAUCCCGCGGGUGGAGAUCAGCCCACCGCUAUGGAGGGGGGUCACAUAAGUAGAGACCAUCCCACCGCUAUUGAGGGGCAUCCCACGGGUGGAGAUCAGUCAACCGCUAUUCAGGGAAACCCCGUGGGUGGAACCCACCUGAGAAGCCUAACCACAACUGAGACCAACGCAGCACCCGUUUGCUCUCAAAGCUAUAGCCCCCUAGGGGCGGCCAAUUACGAUGCCACGAGCGAAAUAGACAUUAAGGCCAAAACGAACGUCUCCUUUGACGCAAGCACGGUGAAUAACUCCAUCGAAAUGAAUACCUACGAGGAGAUCAUUUGCGCUGGCAUUGGUGAGAUGCUAAGCGAAGGGGCAGCUACCACUUCGGGGGACAGCCAAAGUGGGGUGCCCCAAUUUCGUGACUCAGUGGAAAAGGCGCCCACAUCAAACGGGGAGAAAAAAAACGCCGGGGAAGACCCCCCUGUGGUUGGAGACACGAACAGAGAGACCUCCACAAUACUGGAGGACCUCCAGCUGGAUGACGACGAGCUGUGCAUGUACGGGGAUUACAUCGAUGAGGAGAGCAUGGGGAUCGAGCGGAAGAGGAAAAGGGGGCAAGGCGACUACGGCGGUGAGGGGGAGCCGGGCGAACUUGGCUGGCCAGCCCACCCCGGCGGGAUGAACCAGGAGUGGCAGUCAAUCUGGCCCAGCGGAGCGAACCAGGGGUGGAAGCCAUUCCAAGCGGGGCAGCCAAUCGAACCGGGGCAACCAACCCAACCGGGGCAGCCAUCCCAGCCGGGGAAGCCAUCCCACCCGGAUGGUCCGAAUGCUCCGAAUGCUCCGAACGCUCCCAACGACCCGAACCACCCGAACCACCCGAACCACCCGAACCACCCGAACCACCCGAACCACCCGAACGAUGACCGGCACUUCAACCAGACGACGCAGUUCGACGCGAAGGUACUAGAAUUCAUCGACGACAUGCACAAAUACGGGAAGAAUAAGUUUUACCUCCUCGUAGCCUCCCUCUGCCCACGCAUCAUAAUGAACAGCUAUAUAAAGGCAGGCAUGCUGCUGAGUCUCCUCGGAGGAAAAACCAUAUAUGAUGAGUAUAAGCAAAUAAAAAGGAGAGGGAACAUACACAACCUACUGAUUGGAGAUCCCGGGCUAGGAAAAAGCCGAAUCCUUCAGUACGUAAGUAACAUCAUCGAGAAUAGCCUAUUCAUUUGCAGCACGUCCACCAGCAUCAACGGGUUAACUGCAUGUGCAUUUAAAGACGCCACAAACAAUGAGUACUCCCUGGAAGGAGGUGCACUGGUUCUCUCGGACAAAGGCAUAUGCUGCAUCGACGAAUUAGAUAAAAUUUCUCUAACGGACCAGCAGUCAUUCCUUGAGUGUAUGGAGAGCCAGUGCAUUAACAUUAGCAAAGCUGGGAUCGUUUGCAAUCUGAAGACUAGGUGCUCCAUCAUCGCGGCCUCCAACCCGAAGGAAGGCAAAUAUAAUUACAACAAGACCAUUUUUGAAAAUAUAAAAAUCCCAUUCCCCCUUUUAACUCGAUUCGAUCUGGUCUUCCUAUUAACCGAUAAAAUGUCGGAGGAGAAAGACUACCGGAUUUCGAAUUACCUCAUUAAUUCGAACUAUGACGCCCAGGGGAAAAAGAAGAAAAAGAAAAAAAGAAGAAGAAGGGAGAGGGAGAGAACCCCACGGGGGGGGAGCAGAAAGGGCGCCAACAGUAAAGGGGCGAACAGAAAGGGGGCACAAAAGAAGGGGGUUCCCGAGGCGGAUCAGCGGGAGGGCCACGGCAGCGAUGGGAAGGAUGGCAGUCAUGGAAGCGGUGAACGUGGUGAACGCGGUGAACGCUGCGAACGCUGCGAACGCGAUGAUAGCGAAGGAAGCGACGGAAGCGACGACAGCGAUGACAGCGACCUGGACGAUGAGGACAUGUUCUCCCCCAAAAAUGACCUGCUGAAUAAGUGCAAACAAAUCGAUGAGCGCAGCUACCUGCCCGUGGAGCUGCUCGGAGUCUUCAUCAAGUACUGCAGGAAGUGCAUCUUCCCCACCCUGUCCGAUGAAGCUAAGAAGUACAUACGGAAAUUCUACCUGCAUUUGCGAAGCCUCUCUGCUACGCACAGCAAUAUAAGCUCCCCCAUCACCAUCAGGCAGCUGGAAUCUUUAAUUCGCCUUUGCCAGGCCAGGGCAAGAGGAGAUCUUUCCAACGUCGUAACGCUGUACCAUGCGAAGGAGGUCGUGGAGAUUUACCAGAAAACGAUAUUCUACCCUGCGUACUUGAAAACGCUCAAUUUUAGGGAAAAAACGGCUAGCAGGAUGAGCAGGGGCAAGUCGGCCGCCGCCAUUUCGAACGUCUUCAAGGAGGGCAUCAUCCAGCUGGUCAAGCAGCGCGAAAAUAAAAUUUUCAACAAGGUGGGUUGA